Zasmidium cellare ATCC 36951 is the source of this 1710-nucleotide messenger RNA. RefSeq lists its product as uncharacterized. The transcript has a single exon. The record is from RefSeq and is a predicted model, not a curated record. The coding region runs from base 1 to 1710 and encodes 569 amino acids. NCBI's taxonomy places the organism in Eukaryota, Fungi, Ascomycota, Dothideomycetes, Mycosphaerellales, Mycosphaerellaceae. Gene Ontology annotation, molecular function: dipeptidyl-peptidase activity.
AUGAUCAUCGAACGAGACGUACCUAUCAAGGCCGAUGAUGGCUUGGUUCUUCGAGCCAACGUAUUUCGAUCAGAUGACGAGAAGACUCCUUGCCCAGUCGUCAUGGUGAUGGGACCAUACGGCAAAGGCGUAGAAUACAAAGAAGGCUAUGCUGAGCAAUGGAAAUGGGUUCUUGAGCAUCAUCCUGAUCUUCUGCCAGGCUCGACUCGCUCGUACAUGACCUGGGAAGUCGUCGAUCCCGAAAUUUGGGUACCUUGGGGCUAUGCGUGCAUUCAGGUCGAUUCUCGCGGCACUGGAAGGACUCCAGGCAAGAUCGACAUCUUCUCAGCGCGCGAGGUCAAGGACUUUUACGAUGCCAUUGAAUGGGCAGGAACACAGCCUUGGAGCAACGGCAAGGUCGGACUUAACGGCAUCUCCUACUAUGCCAUGAACCAGUGGCUCGUAGCUGGACUGCAGCCUCCUCAUCUCACUGCGAUGAUCCCGUGGGAGGGAGCUGCUGACUGUUAUCGAGACUUCAUGCGUCACGGUGGGAUCGUAUCAAACACUUUCUACGAGAAUUGGUUCCCAAAGCAGAUCUUGAGCAAUCAACAUGGCAACCCAGCCGGUUAUACUGAUCCUUGGAUGAACGAGAAAGCAACCGGGCCAGAGAAUCUUUCCGAAGAAGAACUGCAGGCCAACUGGGUCAAUUGCAUUGCUGAAGCUCUUCAGCGCCCAACGGACGAUGACUGGUAUCGUGAGCGCUCGCCGGUCUGGGAUAGAGUAGUGACUCCCUUCUUGAGCGCUUCCAACUGGGGUGGACAUGGACUACACGGCCGUGGCAAUACCGAAGGCUUCACUAGAGCUGCAUCGAAGGAGAAAUGGCUCGAGAUCCACGCGGGCCGACACGAUGAGGGCUUUUAUCUCAAUGAAGCCAUGGCUCUGCAGAGACGCUUCUUCGAUUACUAUCUUAAAGGCAUCGACAAUGGCUGGAAAGACGAGCCGCGCGUCCAGCUUCAAAUGCGUCGUCCUGGUGCUCCAUUCGGAGAACAUAAGAAGGACACGGCUUGGCCCCUGCCCAAUACCAAGUGGACAGAAAUGUACUUCUCGGCAUCAAACAAAGCGCUGUCGACUUCGACGCCUUCCGCAGAAGAGGAAGCCACCUUCAGUGCCGAAGACGGAGAGGUCGUCUUCCAGACCGAGCCUCUCUCUGAAGAGACCGAAUUCACAGGUCCCUUCACCGCCAAGCUCUUCAUUUCUUCCACGACUGCAGACGCCGAUCUCUUCCUCACAGUCCAGGUUUUCUCUCCGCAGGGCAAAGAAGUUGACUUUCAAGGCGGUUGGGAUCCUCGCACUCCCAUAUCUCAAGGUUGGCUCCGCGCAUCUCAUCGCAAGUUGGACCACAAGUUGAGCACGCCGUACCGUCCAUAUCACAGCCAUGAUGAGGAGCAGCCUUUGGAAGCGGGUGAGGUUUAUGAGGUCGAUGUUGAAUUGUGGCCCGGCAGUAUCAUUCUGCCAAAGUGCUACCAUCUGUCGUUGAUGGUUUCCGGGAGGGACUUCAGGAGACCUGAGGCUUUGGCUGACAAUUCGCUGAAUUGGAGGCAGAAGGGCUCGGGGCCUUUUCUUCACGAUCAUCCAGAGGAUCGAGGGAGAGAGGCGUAUAAGGGAAAGACGACGGUGUAUACUGGUGGUGAUAGGGCAUCUUAUUUGUUGGCGCCUAUCAUUCCUAAGUAG